AUGCGACGGCCUGUGACACGCUCGGUCCUUGCCUUCCGCCCUCCCAGAACUCUGGCCCAGUCACUCAAUGCGCCAUGGUCUCGAUUUGCCAGCAGCCAACAUAAACCCCAAUCCGGCUCAUCGCACUGGGUUCGCAAGUCCCUCGCAUUUGCAAUGACAGGAACUGCGGCCGUUUUGGGCUAUUCUUAUAUGACCGAUGGAAAGAAAGCUUGGACUAGUGCUCCGGACCCAGCGAAGAAGGAAGCCAUCGACGUCAAUGAUCUUCGUGCUCAAUUUGUUCAAGAGAAGCGAAGCCUCAAAAGCCCCGCUGUCUACAUAUGGGGUUCCAACGUGUACCGUGUGGUAGACCCUGGGUCUAAAGACACCGAUAUUAAGGUCCCGCGACGAUUCAAGUACUUCAAUGGCCAAGUUUUGAGAGAUCUCAAGGUUGAGGAAAAGUCUGGCGCAGCUAUUACUGAAAAGGGAGAUUUGGUGCAGUGGGGCCAUGGCUUCUCAGAGACGGAAUACAAGCCCACUGAGACUCUGACCGGCAAAAACCUCACCUCGCUCGCUUUAUCGGAAAGCCGAGUCAUUGCGCUUUCCUCUGAUGGAACUGUAUACUCCUUGCCGACAUCCAAGGAGGAGCAAAAAAGUGGCCCGAAGGCACGGGAGAGCUCAUGGAUCCCAUAUUGGACCAAUCAAUCUAAUCUGAGCUACCGUGUGCUGAAGCCAUCUUUGAAGCUGGGUGAAAAGGUCACCAGUAUCAGUGGAGGACAGGAACAUGUGCUUCUUCUGACCAGCUCCGGUCGAGUGUUCUCAGCGGCAUCCUCGACCGAGAACUACCCUUCCCUUGGCCAACUUGGGGUUGAGGGACUCACCUGGUCAACCAGGCCCAAGGGACCGGCAGAUUCUUGCCAUGAAAUCACAGCUCUUAAGGGCUCUAAAAUUGUCCAAAUUGCAACUGGAGAUUACCACUCUCUUGCCUUGAGCAAGGAUGGUCACAUGUUCGCAUUUGGUGAUAACUCUCUUGGCCAAUUGGGUGUGGAAUGGGACGUGGAGCGAACAUUCAGAGAUGCUCCUUUCGCUCUAGAUGUGGAAAGGCUGUAUAAAAAGAACUCAUACCUGCCAAGGGUCACCAGCAUUGCUGCCGGUGGUGCGAACACCUUCUUCACUGUUGAUGCCAAGCGUGUUUUGGGACCCAAGGAAGACCCUACCGGUGUCCGCGACUUGGGUGUGUUGACUGCAGACACAUGGUCUUGUGGUCGGGGGAUUUGGGGCACUCUCGGCAAUGGAAAAUGGAUCCACAUGCAAGAUGCCCCUACAAAGGUGAAGGCAUUGAGUGGCAUGAGCGAGUUUGACGAGAAGAAGAACCAAAUGUCGCCCAUCCGUCUUCAUGAUAUGUCUGUCGGCACUACCCAUGUUUCGGCUGUCCUCGAAAACAAAACCAGUGUCAGUAAGACAGCCAAGGACACCCUGGACCAGUCUAAGGACUGGGGCUAUGAUGUGCUGUGGUGGGGAGGCAACGAGCACUUCCAGCUCGGUACAGGCAAACGCAGCAACCAGUGCAAGCCAACCUAUAUCAAUGCUCCACCUGAAUCCAAGAAAACUGAGGCGGAGGCGCGAUUGCAGAUCAUUCCUCGCCACAAGGGCAAGGUUGGUAAGCGCAAUGUGAGCAUGGAGCAACGGGUUGAGUGUGGACGCCAUGUCUCUGCCAUUUACUCUGCUGUAUAA
Molecule: messenger RNA, 1710 nt
Organism: Penicillium antarcticum
Lineage: Eukaryota; Fungi; Ascomycota; Eurotiomycetes; Eurotiales; Aspergillaceae
Product: RCC1 domain-containing protein
Exons: 1
Coding region: 1-1710 (569 amino acids)
Biological process (GO): mitochondrial respiratory chain complex III assembly
Cellular component (GO): mitochondrial inner membrane
Source: RefSeq, a predicted model, not a curated record